This is a messenger RNA of Acanthopagrus latus (yellowfin seabream), 634 nucleotides long. RefSeq names its product hemoglobin subunit beta-like. Gene Ontology annotation, biological process: oxygen transport; hydrogen peroxide catabolic process. The coding region runs from base 82 to 528 and encodes 148 amino acids. NCBI's taxonomy places the organism in Eukaryota, Metazoa, Chordata, Actinopteri, Spariformes, Sparidae. Gene Ontology annotation, molecular function: haptoglobin binding; heme binding; oxygen binding. Gene Ontology annotation, cellular component: hemoglobin complex; haptoglobin-hemoglobin complex; blood microparticle. The record is from RefSeq and is a predicted model, not a curated record. The transcript is spliced from 3 exons.
AGACUGAAGUUUGCAGAAGGGUUGCGACCAACGUUUUCUUUGAAAACACAAAUAAAACCUUGAGAAAAACUUCACGUCAACAUGGUCCAGUGGACAGAUGCCGAGCGUGCUGCCAUCAAAUCCCUGUGGGGAAAGAUCGAUGUGGGUGAGAUCGGACCCCAGGCUUUGGCCAGGCUUAUGAUCGUGUAUCCAUGGACUCAAAGACACUUCUCAAACUUCGGCGACAUUUCCACCAACGCCGCCAUCCUCGGGAACGACAAGGUGGCCGCGCACGGCAAGACAGUGAUGGGUGGGCUGGACCGAGCUGUGAAGAACAUGGACGACAUCAAGAACGCUUACACCCUGCUGAGCCAGAAGCACUCUGAGCAAAUCCAUGUGGAUCCUGAUAACUUCAGGCUUCUUGCUGAGUGCAUCAGUGUGUGCGUGGGUGCCAAGUUUGGCCCCAAAGUCUUCAACGCCGAUGCCCAGGAGGCCUGGCAGAAGUUCCUGGCUGUGGUGGUCUCCGCCCUGGGCAGACAGUACCACUGAGGCUCCGGAGUGACAGUUCACAUUCAAACAAUAUGAAGCAGCUCUACAAGUGUUUCCCAAAUGUGCUGUUGCCAAAUGCACUAAAUAAAACUUAAUUUAAAUCACA